CUGAACUCAUCCUCUGUACACAAACAGGUGAUUUAGAGAAACCUAAACCUGUGGUGAUUAUAAAGCCUGAUCAACACGUGUUCAGAGGAGAGACUGUGACAUUCAUAUGUGAGAUAAAGAGCGCAAAAGACACCGAGUGGACAUACAGCUGGUAUAAGAAAGAUUACAGAAAGAACCCAUACAAAGAUACACAAGAGUUCAGCAUCAGCUCAGUUACAAACACUGACAGAGGCACAUACAUCUGCAGAGGGACGAGCAGUAACUCUCAGUUCUCAGAGGACAGUGAUCCUGUUACACUCACUGUAUCAGAGAAACCUAAACCUGUGGUGAUUAUAAAGCCUGAUCAACACGUGUUCAGUGGAGAGACUGUGACAUUCAAAUGUGAGAUAAAGAGCGCAAAAGACACCGAGUGGACAUACAGCUGGUAUAAGAAAGAUGACACAGAGAACCUGUACAAAGAAGCACAAGAGUUCAACAUCAGCUCAGUUACAAACACUGACAGAGGCAAAUACACCUGCAGAGGGAAGAGCAGUGACUCUCAGUCCUCAGAGGACAGUGAUCCUGUUAAACUCACUGUAUCAGAAAAACCUAAAGUUCAACUCACAUCAAGCCUUAAAGGAGAUGUACUGAGAGGAAACUCAGUGACUCUGUACUGUACACUGACACCACAGUCUGCUGGAUGGAAGUUUUACUGGAUCAAACGCACACAGAGCUCUGAGACUGAGACUGAGACUACAUCAGGCUCCAACACCAUCAUCUUAGAUAAUGUCUAUUACAGAAUGCAGUUCAGGUGCAGAGCUGGAAGAGAAAACCGAGACUACUACACAGAUGACAGUAAUGAACUCUCACUAACUGUUACUGAGAGUCCUAAACCUACAGUGACUAUAAACCCUGAUACUCAGGUGUUCAUAAGAGAGACUGUGACUUUCAGGUGUGAUAUAGAGGAAGGAGGAGACACUGAGUGGACAUACAACUGGUUUUGGGACAGUAACACAUUCUACACAUCUUUAACAAAGGAGUUCAGUAUCAGGUCUGUUACAGUCUCACAUCGUGGUCAAUACGCCUGCAGAGGGAGGAGGACAAGUGACUCUCAGAUGUCAAAGAAGAGUGAUCCUGUUACACUCUCUGUAUCAGAAAAACCUAAACCUCAACUCACAUCAAACAUUGAAGGAGAUGUACUGAGAGGAAACACAGUGUAUCUGUCCUGUACACUGACACCACAGUCUGCUGGAUGGAAGUUUUACUGGUCCAAAUACACACAGAGCCAUUGGACUGAGACUAAGACUGGGACUCCUACAUCAGACUCCUACACCUUCAGCUCAGAUAAAGUCUAUGACAGAAGUCAGUACAGAUGCAGAGCUGGAAGAGAAAACCGAGUCUUCUACACAGACUACAGUAAUGUACUCUCACUAAAUGUUAUUGAGAGUCCUAAACCUACAGUGACUAUAAAACCUGAUACUCAGGUGUUCAUAGGAGAGACUGUGACUUUCAGGUGUGAUGUAGAGGAAGGAGGAGACACUGAGUGGACGUACGACUUGUUUAGGGACAGUAACACAUUGUACCAAUAUUCCACAAAAAAGGAGUUCAGCAUCAGGUCUGUUACAGUCUCACAUCGUGGUCAAUACACCUGCAGAGGGAGGAGGACAAGUGACUCUCAGAUGUCAGAGAAGAGUGAUUCUGUUACACUCUCUGUAUCAGGAAAACCCAAACCGACUUUGACUGUGACUCCUCAGAGCUCCGUCUACACUGGAGACACUGUUACUCUGAGAUGUAAUCUGGUGUCCACUGGAUGGACGUUUCUCUGGUACGAAGAUCAGAUAGGGAAUUCCCGGCACAUUGGAGAAACAAACACUAAAACACACACUGUGACAGUGUCUAAUGAAGGACAAGUAAGUUACGACUGUUAUGCACGCAGAAGAAACUACUACUCAGAGAGGAGUGAACCAGCCACAAUUACAGUAAGAGCAAGACCAAAGCCUGAAGUGAAAGUACAGCCAGAUGACCAUGGCUUUGUGUUUACUGGAGAAACUGUCACUUUCUCAUGUGAGAUAAAGACUAGAGGAUCCUGGAAGUAUCAGUGGUUCAGGGAUAAUAAUGAACUCAGUGAUGCUAAAGGAAAGAAAAUCUACAAAAUCAAUUAUGUUAAAGUGUCUCAUAAAGGUGUUUACACAUGUAAAGGAACACAGUCAUCAAAUCCACGAUACACAGAGACUAGUGAUGCUGUUACACUGACUGUAUCAGAAAAACCUAAACCUCAACUCACAUCAAGCCCUAAAGGAGAUGUACUGAGAGGAAACUCAGUGACUCUGUACUGUACACUGACACCACAGUCUGCUGGAUGGAAGUUUCACUGGUACAAAUACACACAGAGCUCUGAGACUGAGACUACAACAGGCUCCAACACCAUCAGCUUAGAUAAUGUCUAUGACAGAAUUAAGUACAAGUGCAGAGCUGGAAGAGAAAACCCAGUCUACUACACAGACUACAGUAAUGAACUCUCACUAAAUGUUAUUGAGAGUCCUAAACCUACAGUGACUAUAAACCCUGAUACUCAGGUGUUCAUAGGAGAGACUGUGACUUUCAGGUGUGAUGUACAGAAAGGAAGAGACACUGAGUGGACGUACGACUGGUUUAGGGACAGUAACACAUUCUACCCAUAUUCCACAAAAAAGGAGUUCAGCAUCAGUUCUGUUACAGUCUCACAUCGUGGUCAAUACACCUGCAGAGGGACGAGGACAAGUGACUCUCAGAUGUCAAAGAAGAGUGAUUCUGUUACACUCUCUGUAUCAGGAAAACCCAAACCGACUGUGAUUGUGACUCCUCAGAGCUCCGUCUACACUGGAGACAAUGUUACUCUGAGCUGUAAUCUGGUGUCCACUGGGUGGACUUUUCUCUGGCACGAAGGUCAGAAACAGAAUCCCCUGUCCAGUAGAGGCUCAGACACCAAAACACACACUGUGACCGUCUCUAAUGAAGGACAAGUAAAUUACUACUGUAAAGCACACAGAGGAAACUACAACACAGCGAUGAGUGAAACAGCCACAAUUACAGUGAGAGCAAGACCAAAGCCUGAAGUGAAAGUACAGCCAGAUGACCAUGGCACUGUGUUUACUGGAGAAACUGUCACUUUCUCAUGUGAGAUAAUGACUGUAGGAUCCUGGGUGUAUCAGUGGUUCAGGGAUAAUAAUGAACUCAGAGAUGCUAAAGGAAAGAAAAUCUACAGAAUCAUUGAUGUUAAAGAGUCUCAUAAAGGUGUUUACACAUGUAAAGGAACACAGUCAUCAGACCCACAAUACACAGAGACUAGUGAUGCUGUUACACUGACUGUAUCAGAAAAACCUAAACCUCAACUCACAUCAAGCUUUAAAGGAGCUGUACUGAGAGGAAACUCAGUGACUCUGUACUGUACACUGACACCACAGUCUGCUGGAUGGAAGUUUUACUGGUCCAACUAUACACAGAGCCAUUGGACUGAGACUGAGACUACAUCAGACACCUACAACAUCAGCUCAGAUAAUGUCUAUGACAAAAUGCAGUACAGGUGCAGAGGUGGAAGAGGAAACCCAGUCUACUACACAGACUACAGUAAUGAACUCUCACUAACAGUUAUUGAGAGUCCUAAACCUACAGUGACUAUAAACCCUGAUACUCAGGUGUUCAUAGAUGAGACGGUGACUUUCAGGUGUGAUGUGGGCGAAGGAAGAGACACUGAGUGGACUUACGAGUGGUUUAGGGACAGUAAUACGUACCCAUAUUCCACAAUAAAGGAGUUCAGCACCAGCUAUGUUACAGUCUCACAUCGUGGUCAAUACACCUGCAGAGGGAGGAGGAUAAGUGACUCUCAGAUGUCAGAGAUGAGUGAUUCUGUUACACUCUCUGUAUCAGGAAAACCCAAACCUACUGUAAUUGUGACUCCUCAGAGCUCCGUCUACACUGGAGACACUGUUACUCUGAGCUGUAAUCUGAUGUCCACUGGAUGGACUUUUCUCUGGUACAAAGAUCAGAAACGGAAUCCCCUGUCCACUAAAGACUCAGACACCAAAACACACACUGUGAGAGUCUCUAACAAAGAACAAGUAAAUUACUACUGUAAAGCACGCAGAGGAAACUACUACUACUACUCAGAGAUGAGUGAACCAGCCACAAUUACAGUGAGAGCAAGACCAAAGUCUGAAGUGAAAGUACAGCCAGCUGACCAUGGCUUUGUGUUUACUGGAGAAACUGUCACUUUCUCAUGUGAGAUAAAGACUGGAGGAUCCUGGGAGUAUCACUGGUUCAGGGAUAAUAAUGAACUCAGAGAUGUUAAAGGAAAGAAAAUCUACAAAAUCACUGAUGUUAAAGAGUCUCAUAAAGGUGUUUACACAUGUAAAGGAACACAGUCAUCAGAUCCACAAUACACAGAGACUAGUGAUGCUGUUACACUGACUGUAUCAGAAAAACCUAAACCUCAACUCACAUCAAGCCCUAAAGGAGAUGUUUUGAGAGGAAACUCAGUGACUCUGUCCUGUACACUGACACCACAGUCUGCUGGUUGGAAGUUUUACUGGUCUAAAUACACACAAAGCCAUUGGACUGAGACUGAGACUACAUCAGGCUCCUACACCAUCAGCUCAGAUAAUGUCUAUGACAGAAUUCAGUACAAGUGCAGAGCUGGAAGAGAAAACCGAGUCUUCUACACAGACUACAGUAAUGAACUCUGGGUAAAUGUUAUUGAGAGUCCUAAACCUACAGUGACUAUAAACCCUGAUACUCAGGUGUUCAUAGGAGAGACUGUGACUUUCAAGUGUGAUGUACAGAAAGGAAGAGACACUGAGUGGACGUACGACUGGUUUAGGGACAGUAACACAUUCUACCCAUAUUCCACAAAAAAGGAGUUCAGUAUCAGUGAUGUUACAGUCUCACAUGGUGGUCAAUACACCUGCAGAGGGAGGAGGACAAGUGACUCUCAGAUGUCAGAGAUGAGUGAUCCUGUUACACUCUCUGUAUCAGGAAACCCCAAACCGACUGUGAUUGUGACUCCUCAGAGCUCCGUCUACACUGGAGACACUGUUACUCUGAGCUGUAAUCUGAUGUCCACUGUGUGGACGUUUUUUUGGUACAAAGGUCAGACAUCAAAUUUCCUGCACCUUGGAGCAACAAACACAAACACACAUACUGUGAGAGUCUCUAAUAAAAGACAAGUAAAUUACUACUGUAAUGCACACAGAGGAAACUUCAACACAGAGAUGAGUGAACCAGCCACAAUUACAGUGAGAGCAAGACCAAAGCCUGAAGUGAAAGUACAGCCAGCUGACCAUGGCAUUGUGUUUACUGGAGAAACUGUCACUUUCUCAUGUGAGAUAAUGACUGGAGGAUCCUGGGUGUAUCAGUGGUUCAGGGAUAAUAAUGAACUCAGUGAUGCUAAAGGAAAGAAAAUCUACAUAAUCAGUGAUGUUAAAGAGUCUCAUAAAGGUGUUUACACAUGUAAAGGAACACAGACAUCAGACCCACAAUACACAGAGACUAGUGAUGCUGUUACACUGGCUGUAUCAAAAAAACCUAAACCUCAACUCACAUCAAGCCUUAAAGGAGAUGUACUGAGAGGAAACUCAGUGACUCUGUCCUGUACACUGACACCACAGUCUGCUGGAUGGAAAUUUUACUGGUACAAAUACACAGGAAGAGAUUGGACUGAGACUAAAUACACUGAAACAGACUCCUACACCAUCAGAUCAGCUAUUCUCUCUGAUGGAGGUCAGUACAUUUGCACAGCUAGAAGAGGAAACCCAGUCUACUACACAGACUACAGUGAUGAACUCCCACUAACUGUUAUUGAGAGUCCUAAACCUACAGUGACUAUAAACCCUGAUACUCAGGCGUCCAUAGGAGAGACUUUGACAAGUGACUCUCAGAUGUCAGAGAUGAGUGAUCCUGUUACACUCUCUGUAUCAGAAAAACCUAAACCUGAACUCACAUCAAGCCUUAAAGGAGAUGUACUGACAGGAAACUCAGUGACUCUGUCCUGUACACUGACACCACAGUCUGCUGGAUUGAAAUUUUACUGGUCCAAACCCACACAGAGCUCUGAGACUGAGACUGAGACUGAGACAGAAACACACCAGUACAUCAUCAGUUCAGUCUCUGAUGGAGGUCAGUACAGGUGCAGAGCUGGAAGAGGAAACCCAGUCUACUACACAGACUACAGUGAUGUACUCUGGGUAAAUGUUACUGAGAGUCCUAAACCUACAGUGACUAUAAACCCUGAUACUCAGGUGUUCAUAGGAGAGACUGUGACUUUCAGGUGUGAUGUAGAGGAAGGAAGAGACACUGAGUGGACUUACGAGUGGUUUAGGGACAGUAACACAUUCUACCCAUAUUCCACAUCAAAGGAGUUCAGCAUCAGGGAUGUUACGAAUGGUCAAUACACCUGCAGAGGGACGAGGACAAGUGACUCUCAGAUUUCAGAGAUGAGUGAUUCUGUUACACUCUCUGUAUCAGAAAAACCCAAGCCGACUGUGAUUGUGACUCCUCAGAGCUCCGUCUACACUGGAGACAAUGUUACUCUGAGCUGUAAUCUGAUGUCCACUGGAUGGACGUUUUUCUGGUACAAAGAUCAGAAAUCAAAUCCCUGUGAAGGCUUAGACACCAACACAACCACUGUGACAGUCUCUAAUGAAGGACCAGUGAGUUACUACUGUAAAGCACGCAGAGGAAGCUACGACUCAGCGAUGAGUAAACCAGCCACAAUUACAGUGAGCGCAAGACCAAAGCCUGAAGUGAAAGUACAGCCAGCUGACCACGGCAUUGUGUUUACUGGAGAAACUGUCACUUUCUUAUGUGACUUAAAGACUGGAGGAUCCUGGGUGUAUCACUGGUUCAGGGAUAAUAAUGAACUCAGAAAUGUUAAAGGAAUGAAAAUCUACAAAAUCACUGAUGUUAAAGAGUCUCAUAAAGGUGUUUACACAUGUAAAGGAACACAGACAUCAGACCCACAAUACACAGAGACUAGUGAUGCUGUUACACUGACUGUAUCAGAAAAACCUAAACCUCAACUCACAUCAAGCCUUAAAGGAGCUGUACUGAGAGGAAACUCAGUGACUCUGUCCUGUACACUGACAUCACAGUCUGCUGGAUGGAAGUUUUACUGGUACAAAUACACAGGAAGAGAUUGGACUGAGACUGAAACACACCAGAACAUCAUCAGUCCUGUUAGAGUCUCUGAUGGAGGUCAGUACUGGUGCAGAGCUGGAAGAGGAAACCCAGUCUACUACACAGACUACAGUGAUGUACUCUGGGUAAAUGUUAUUGAGAGUCCUAAACCUACAGUGACUAUAAACCCUGAUACUCAGGUGUUCAUAGGAGAGACUGUGACUUUCAAGUGUGAUGUAGAGGAAGGAAGAGACAAUCAGUGGACGUACAACUUGUUUAGGGACAGUAACCCAUUGUACCCAUAUCGCAGAACAAAGGAGUUCAGCAUCAGGUUUGUUACAGUCUCACAUCGUGGUCAAUACACCUGCAGAGGGAGGAGGACAAGUGACUCUCAGAUGUCAAAGAUGAGUGAUCCUGUUACACUCUCUGUAUCAGAAAAACCUAAACCUGAACUCACAUCAAGCCUUAAAGGAGAUGUACUGAGAGGAAACUCAGUGACUCUGUCCUGUACACUGACACCACAGUCUGCUGGAUGGAAGUUUUACUGGUCCAAACCCACACAGAGCUCUGAGACUGAGACUGAAACACACCAGUACUUCAUCAGAUCAGUUAUUCUCUCUGAUGGAGGUCAGUACAGGUGCAGAGCUAGAAGAGGAAACCCAGUCUUCUACACAGACUACAGUGAUGAACUCUCUCUAACUGUUAUUGAGAGUCCUAAACCUACAGUGACUAUAAACCCUGAUACUCAGGUGUUCAUAGAAGAGAUUGUGACUUUCAGGUGUGAUGUACAGAAAGGAAGAGACACUGAGUGGACGUACGACUGGUUUAAGGACAGUUACAGAUUCUACCCAUAUUCCACAACUAAGGAGUUCAGCACCAGCUAUGUUAUGAAUGGUCAAUACACCUGCAGAGGGACGAGGACAAGUGACUCUCAGAUGUCAGAGAUGAGUGAUUCUGUUACACUCUCUGUAUCAGGAAAACCCAAACCGACUGUGAUUGUAACUCGUCAGCGCUCCAUCUACACUGGAGACACUGUUACUCUGAGCUGUGAUCUGAUGUCCACUGGAUGGACUUUUCUCUGGUACAAAGAUCAGAAAUUGAAUUACAUUAGAGACUCAGACACCAACACACACACUGUGAAAGUCUCUAAUGAAGGACAAGUAAAUUACUACUGUAAAGCACGCAGAGGAAAGUACUAUGACUACUACUACCAACAGUACUAUGACUACAACACAGAGAUGAGUGAACCAGCCACAAUUACAGUGAGAGCAAGACCAAAGCCUGAAGUGAAAGUACAGCCAGCUGACCAUGGCUUUGUGUUUACUGGAGAAACUGUCACUUUCUCAUGUGUGAUAAAGACUGGAGGAUCCUGGGUGUAUCACUGGUUCAGGGAUAAUAAUGAACUCAGAGAUGUUAAUGGAAUGAAAAACUACAUAAUCAGUGAUGUUAAAGAGUCUCAUAAAGGUGUUUACACAUGUAAAGGAACACAGACAUCAAACCCACAAUACACAGAGACCAGUGAUGCUGUUACACUGACUGUAUCAGAAAAACCUAAACCUGAACUCACAUCAAGCCUUAAAGGAGAUGUACUGAGAGGAAACUCAGUGACUCUGUCCUGUACACUGACACCACAGUCUGCUGGAUGGAAGUUUUACUGGACCACACAGGGCCAUUGGAUUGAGACUGAGACUGCAUCAAACUCCUACACCAUCAGCUCAGAUAAAGUCUAUGACAUAAUUAAGUACAAGUGCAGAGCUGGAAGAGGAAACCCAGUCUACCACACAGACUACAGUAAUGAACUCUCACUAACUGUUAUUGAGAGUCCUAAACCUACAGUGACUAUAAACCCUGAUACUCAGGUGUUCAUAGGAGAGACUGUGACUUUCAGGUGUGAUGUAGAGGAAGAAAGAGACACCGAGUGGACGUACGACUGGUUUAGGGACAGUAACACAUUCUACCCAAAUCCCACAACAAAGGAGUUCAGCAUCAGCGAUGUUACAGACUCACAUCGUGGUCAAUACACCUGCAGAGGGAGGAGGACAAGUGACUCUCAGAUGUCAGAGAUGAGUGAUUCUGUUACACUCUCUGUAUCAGGAAAACCCAAACCGACUGUGAUUGUGACUCCUCAGCGCUCCGUCUACACUGGAGACACUGUUACUCUGAGCUGUAAUCUGGUGUCCACUGGAUGGACAUUUUUCUGGUAUGAAAGUCAGAAAUCAGAAGGCUCAUACACCAACACACUCACUGUGAGAGUCUCCAACGAAGGACAAGUACAUUACGACUGUUAUGCAAGCAGAGGAAACUACGACUCAGAAUGGAGUGAACCAGCCACAAUUACAGUGAGAGCAAGACCAAAGCCUGAAGUGAAAGUACAGCCAGCUGACCAUGGCAUUGUGUUUACUGGAGAAACUGUCACUUUCUCAUGUGAGAUAAAGGCCGGAGGAUCCUGGGAGUAUCAGUGGUUCAGGGAUUAUAAUGAACUCAAUUAUGCUAAAGGAAAGAAAACAUACACAAUCAUUUAUGUUAAAGAGUCUCAUAAAGGUGUUUACACAUGUAAAGGAACACAGUCAUCAGACCCACAAUACACAGAGACUAGUGAUGCUGUUACACUGACUGUAUCAGAAAAACCUAAACCUGAACUCACAUCAAACCUUAAAGGAGAUGUACUGACAGGAAACUCAGUGACUCUGUACUGUACACUGACACCACAGUCUGCUGGAUGGAAGUUUUACUGGUCUAAAUACACACAGAGCUCUGAGACUGAGACUGAAACACACCAGUACUUCAUCAGUUCAGUUAGAGUCUCUGAUGGAGGUCAGUACAGGUGCAGAGCUGGAAGAGAAAACCGAGUCUUCUACACAGACUACAGUGAUGAACUCUCACUAACUGUUAUUGAGAGUCCUAAACCUACAGUGAUUAUAAACCCUGAUACUCAGGUGUUCUUAGGAGAGGCUGUGACUUUCAUUUGUGAUGCAGAGGAAGGAAGAGACACUGAGUGGACGUAUGGCUGGUUUAAGGACAGUAUCACAUUGUACCAAUAUUACAAAACAAAGGGGUUCAGCACCAGGUCUGUUAGAGUCUCAGAUCGUGGUCAAUACACCUGCAGAGGGAGGAGAAGUGACUCACAGAUGUCAGAGAUGAGUGAUCCUGUUACACUCUCUGUAUCAGAAAAACCUAAACCUCAACUCACAUCAAGCCCUAAAGGAGAUGUACUGAGAGGAAACUCAGUGACUCUGUACUGUACACUGACACCACAGUCUGCUGGAUGGAAGUUUUACUGGUACAAAUACAAAGGGAGAGUUUGGACUGAGACUAAAUACACUGAAACAGACUCCUACACCAUCAGCUCAGAUAAAGUCUAUGACAGAAUUCAGUACAGGUGCGGAGCUGGAAGACGAAACACAGAUUACUACACAGACUACUACACAGACUACAGUGAUGAACUCUCACUAACUGUUAAUGAGAGUCCUAAACCUACAGUGACUAUAAACCCUGAUACUCAGGUGUUCAUAGGAGAGACUGUGACUUUCAGGUGUGAUGUAGAGGAAGGAAGAGACACUGAGUGGACGUACGGCUGGUUUAGGGACAGUAUCACAUUGUACCAAUAUUCCACAAAAAAGGAGUUCAUCAUCAGUUCUGUUACAGACUCACAUCGUGGUCAAUACACCUGCAGAGGGAGGAGGACAAGUGACUCUCAGAUGUCAAAGAUGAGUGAUCCUGUUACACUCUCUGUAUCAGGAAAAGCCAAAUCGUCUGUGAUUGUGACUCCUCAGAGCUCCGUCUACACUGGAGACACUGUUACUCUGAGCUGUAAUCUGAUGUCCACUGGAUGGAAGUUACUCUGGUACAAAGGACCAACAUGGAAUUCCCAGUACAUUGGAGCUUCAGACACCAAAACACACACUGUGAGAGUCUCUAAUGAAGGACAAGUAAAUUACUACUGUAAAGCACACAGAGGAAACUACAACUCCGAGAUGAGUGAACCAGCCACAAUUACAGUGAGAGCAAGACCAAAGCCUGAAGUGAAAGUACAGCCAGCUGACCAUGGCUUUGUGUUUACCGGAGAAACUGUCACUUUCUCAUGUGAGAUAAAGACUGGAGGAUCCUGGGUGUAUCACUGGUUCAGGGAUAAUAAGGAACUCAGUAAUGCUAAAGGAAAGAACAUCUACAUAAUCACUGAUGUUAAAGAGUCUCAUAAAGGUGUUUACACAUGUAAAGGAACACAGACAUCAGACCCACAAUACACAGAGACUAGUGAUGCUGUUACACUGACUGUAUCAGAAAAACCUAAACCUGAACUCACAUCAGACCUUAAAGGAGCUGCACUGACAGGAAACGCAGUGAUUCUGUCCUGUACACUGACACCACAGUCUGCUGGAUGGAAGUUUUACUGGAUCAAACCCACACAGAGCUCUGAGACUGAGACAGAAACACACCAGUACAUCAUCAGUUCAGUUAGUGUCUCUGAUGGAGGUCAGUACAGGUGCAGAGCUGGAAGAGGAAACCCAGUCUACUACACAGACUACAGUGAUGUACUCUGGGUAAAUGUUACUGAGAGUCCUAAACCUACAGUGACUAUAAACCCUGAUACUCAGGUGUUCAUAGGAGAGACUGUGACUUUCAGGUGUGAUGUAGAGGAAGGAAGAGACACUGAGUGGACGUACGGCUGGUUUAGGGACAGUAACACAUUGUACCAAUAUUCCACAAAAAAGUUCACCAUCAGCUAUGUUACAGUCUCACAUCGUGGUCAAUACACCUGCAGAGGGAGGAGGACAAGUGACUCUCAGAUGUCAGAGAUGAGUGAUUCUGUUACACUCUCUGUAUCAGAAAAACCUAAACCUGAACUCACAUCAAGCCUUAAAGGAGAUGUACUGAGAGGAAACUCAGUGACCAUGUCCUGUACACUGACACCACAGUCUGCUGGAUGGAAGUUUUACUGGUCCAAAUACACAGGGAGAGAUUGGACUGACACUAAAUACACUGAAACAAACUCCUACACCAUCAGCACAGAUUAUGUCUAUUACAGAAUUCAGUACAGGUGCGGAGCUAGAAGAGGAAACCGAGUCUACUACACAGACUACAGUAAUGAACUCUCACUAACUGUUAUUGAGAGUCCUAAACCUACAGUGACUAUAAACCCUGAUACUCAGGUGUUCAUAGGAGAGACUGUGACUUUCAGGUGUGAUGUAGAGGAAGAAAGAGACACCGAGUGGACGUACAACUUGUUUAGGGACAGUAACACAUUGUACCAAUAUUCCACAAUAAAGGAGUUCAGCACCAGCUAUUUUACAGACUCACAUCGUGGUCAAUACACCUGCAGAGGGAAGAGGACAAGUGACUCUCAGAUGUCAAAGAAGAGUGAUCCUGUUACACUCUCUGUAUCAGGAAAACCCAAACCGACUGUGAUUGUGACUCCUCAGAGCUCCGUCUACACUGGAGACACUGUUACUCUGAGCUGUAAUCUGAUGUCCACUGGAUGGAAGUUUCUCUGGUACAAAGAUCAGAAACAGAAUCCCCUGUCCCCUAAAGGCUCACACACCAACACACUCACUGUGAGAGUCUCUAAUGAAGGACAAGUAAAUUACUACUGUAAAGCACACAGAGGAAAGUACAACUACAACACAGAGAUGAGUGAACCAGCCACAAUUACAGUGAGAGCAAGACCAAAGCCUGAAGUGAAAGUACAGCCAGAUGACCAUGGCUUUGUGUUUACUGGAGAAACUGUCACUUUCUCAUGUGAGAUAAAGACUGGAGGAUCCUGGGAGUAUCACUGGUUCAGGGAUAAUAAUGAACUCAUUGAUGCUAAAGGAAAGAAAAUCUACACAAUCAGUGAUGUUAAAGAGUCUCAUAAAGGUGUUUACACAUGUAAAGGAACACAGACAUCAGACCCACAAUACACAGAGACUAGUGAUGCUGUUACACUGACUGUAUCAGAAAAACCUAAACCUCAACUCACAUCAAACCUUAAAGGAGAUGUACUGACAGGAAACUCAGUGACUCUGUCCUGUACACUGACACCACAGUCUGCUGGAUGGAAGUUUUACUGGUCCAAACCCACACAGAGCUCUGAGACUGAGACUGAAACACACCAGUACAUCAUCAGAUCAGUUAUUCUCUCUGAUGGAGGUCAGUACAGGUGCAGAGCUGGAAGAGGAAACCCAGUCUUCUACACAGACUACAGUGAUGAACUCUCUCUAACUGUUAUUGAGAGUCCUAAACCUACAGUGACUAUAAACCCUCAUACUCAGGUGUUCAUAGGAGAGGCUGUGACUUUCAGGUGUGAUGUACAGAAAGGAAGAGACACUGAGUGGACGUACGACUGGUUUAAGGACAGUUACAGAUUCUACCCAUAUUCCACAACUAAGGAGUUCAGCACCAGCUAUGUUAUGAAUGGUCAAUACACCUGCAGAGGGAGGAGGACAAGUGACUCUCAGAUGUCAGAGAUGAGUGAUUCUGUUACACUCUCUGUAUCAGGAAAACCCAAACCGACUGUGAUUGUAACUCGUCAGCGCUCCAUCUACACUGGAGACACUGUUACUCUGAGAUGUAAUCUGGUGUCCACUGGAUGGACUUUUCUCUGGUACAAAGAUCAGAAAUUGAAUUACAUUAGAGACUCAGACACCAACACACACACUGUGAAAGUCUCUAAUGAAGGAAAAGUAAAUUACUACUGUAAAGCACACAGAGGAAACUACUACUACCGACAGUACUAUGUCUACAACACAGAGAUGAGUGAACCAGCCACAAUUACAGUGAGAGCAAGACCAAAGCCUGAAGUGAAAGUACAGCCAGAUGACCAUGGCAUUGUGUUUACUGGAGAAACUGUCACUUUCUCAUGUGUGAUAAAUACUGGAGGAUCCUGGGUGUAUCACUGGUUCAGGGAUAAUAAUGAACUCAGUGAUGCUAAAGGAAAGAAAAUCUACAUAAUCAGUGAUGUUAAAGAGUCUCAUAAAGGUUUUUACACAUGUAAAGGAUCACAGACAUCAGACCCACAAUACACAGAGACUAGUGAUGCUGUUAAACUGACUGUGUCAGAAAAACCUAAACCUCAACUCACAUCAAGCCUUAAAGGAGAUGUACUGAGAGGAAACUCAGUGACUCUGUACUGUACACUGACACCACAGUCUGCUGGAUGGAAGUUUUACUGGUCCAAACCCACACAGAGCUCUGAGACUGAGACUGAAAGACACCAGUACAUCAUCAGAUCAGUUAGAGUCUCUGAUGGAGGUCAGUACAGGUGCAGAGCUGGAAGAGGAAACCCAGUCUACUACACAGACUACAGUAAUGAACUCUCACUAACUGUUAUUGAGAGUCCUAAACCUACAGUGACUAUAAACCCUGAUACUCAGGUGUUCAUAGGAGAGACUGUGACUUUCAGGUGUGAUGUAGAGGAAGGAAGAGACACUGAGUGGACGUACGGCUGGUUUAGGGACAGUAACACAUUCUACCCAAAUCCCACAAAAAAGGAGUUCAGCAUCAGGUCUGUUACAGUCUCACAUCGUGGUCAAUACACCUGCAGAGGGAGGAGGACAAGUGACUCUCAGAUGUCAGAGAUGAGUGAUCCUGUUACACUCUCUGUAUCAGAAAAACCUAAACCUCAACUCACAUCAAACCAUAAAGGAGAUGUACUGACAGGAAACUCAGUGACUCUGUACUGUACACUGACACCACAGUCUGCUGGAUGGAAGUUUUACUGGUACAAAUACACAGGGAGAGUUUGGACUGAGACUAAAUACAAUGAAACAGACUCCUACACCAUCAGCUCAGUUAUUCUCUCUGAUGGAGGUCAUUACAAGUGCAGAGCUGGAAGAGGAAACCCAGUCUACUACACAGUCUACAGUGAUGUACUCUGGGUAAAUGUUAUUGAGAGUCCUAAAGCUGUGGUGACCAUAAAGCCUGACAAACAUGUGUUCAGAGGAGAGACUGUGACUCUCAGGUGUGAAAUACAGGGAGGAGGAGACACUGAGUGGAUAUACAGCUGGUAUAAAGAUGACCAAAUCUACCAAGACCACAAACCCCAGGAGUUCAGCCUCAGCUCAGUUGUAAAUGAACACAGUGGUAAAUACACCUGCAGAGGGAGGAGACGCAGUGACUAUCAGAACUCAGAGAUCAGUGAUGCUGUUACUCUCACUGUAUCAGAUGUAGCAGAGACAGUAAUGACUGUGUCUCCACUGACCUGGCUGACUGAAGGAGAUUCAGUGACUCUAAGCUGUGAGGUUAAACACUCCUCUACAGGCUGGACAUUCAGCUGGUACAAAGAUGUUCUCUACACAGAAAGUCAGGGUUCCCUCAGGUCCAGAACAUCGCUCCUCUCAGACAGCAGCAGAGGAUCUGGAGGCUCCUACACUCUCAGUCCUGUUACUCUGAAUCACACAGGAGUUUAUAUGUGCAGAGCAAAGAGAGGAGUCUUUCAGACACAGUACAGCAAAACACAGCCACUGUGGAUCACUGGUGAAUCUUCUCCAGUGUCUCUGAUCAUCAGACCGAACAGAACUCAACACUUUUUUGCUGACUCUCUCUCACUGAGCUGUGAGGACCAGAGUGACACUACUGGAUGGACAGUGAGACGAUACAGUUACACUGAGGCAUUCGUCGAUUGUUCAUCAGUAUCAGGAUCUACAUGUAACAUCACCUUCCUCUAUAAAUCACACACUGGUGUUUAUUGGUGUCAGUCUAAAUCUGGAGGAUGCAGUAAUUCUGUCAACAUCACAGUGCGCUAUGGUGAUGUGAUCCUGGACAGUCCUGUACAUCCUGUGACUGAGGGACAUGAUCUGACUUUACGCUGUUUAUUUCACAACAAAAAGAUCCCAGGCUCUGGUGUUGAUUUCUAUAAAGAUGAUUCUAUCCUUCACUCCCAGACUACAGGAGAGAUGACCAUCAGUAGUGUCUCAAAGUCUGAUGAAGGUUUCUACCACUGUAAACACCAGGAGAGAGGAGAGUCACUGAAAAGCUGGGUUUCAGUCAGGUUGCAAAAUCCUGGACCCAACAUUGUACCAGUAGCUGUAGCUGUGGGACUGACUUUAACCUUGUUGUUCAUCAUCCUUUUACUGAUCCUGCUCUGGAAGCACAAAUCCAACAAAGGAAAGGACAGAGGCAUACAGCAGAACAGCAAUCAGACACCAGUCCUAAGUCCGUCAGGAGCUGAGAAUUCUCAGUCAGGAAACUCACCACUUCAGACCGAAGGUGACAACAUUUAUGCCACCGUAGACAAUGCAGAUCAUGAUGCUGGACCCAGUGAUGUAACUUAUGCUGAGCUUGAACUGAAGACACAGAAAAAAGCAAAGAAAAAACAAGUGAAAGCCAAAGUCGAACCUGACACUCUUUACUCAGAGCUGAAGCAGGACACAUAGGUGCUGGAAAUAUGUGGAAGAAGUGAAGAGAUGAGAUCGAGAGCACACCUUGUUCAUCAUGUGUGCAUUCACAAUAAUAUCAGAGUGAGAUUUUUUUUUAUACAGCUAAUCCCUGAGUUAUGAAGGGGAAGACUCCAUCGUAAAUAGAAAAUAUCGCAAGUUGAACCAUGACCUAACAUUUGUUCAACUUAAAGAAGUCUUAAAGAGUGGUGAUCAGUAUGGGUGUAGUAUACUGUAAAUUGGUAAUAAUUUAACACUUUACAGUACAUUUGGCUAAUGCAAUCUAAUACAAAGCUUGUUCUGUAAAUAAUCCUAUGUGCUAUAAAAACCUUUAACAAUGGUGGUAACCCUAAAAUAAACAAACAAACAUGCAUUGAAGUAUCAUAUCACACCAAAUUGUAGUCACCAAGAUUCUGACUGACGUUUGAAUACUCGAACAACUUUAGGUUGUUGAUGGCCACAUUAACUUAGUUGCCUGAAGAUUGAACUUAUUUGGUUUAAAUAAACCAAAUAACCAAGUAGCUGCACGUAUCCGAUUCAAAACACUGAUGCUGGCCUACAAAGCCAAAAAUGGACCAGCUCCCUCUUACCUCAAAGCCCUCAUCAUUCCUCGCACUGCACCCCG
Tachysurus fulvidraco (yellow catfish) is the source of this 17103-nucleotide messenger RNA. Its product is annotated as titin-like. The record is from RefSeq and is a predicted model, not a curated record. Bases 780 to 16478 code for a protein of 5232 amino acids. Gene Ontology annotation, biological process: cell surface receptor signaling pathway. The transcript has 68 exons. Gene Ontology annotation, molecular function: transmembrane signaling receptor activity. NCBI's taxonomy places the organism in Eukaryota, Metazoa, Chordata, Actinopteri, Siluriformes, Bagridae.